AUGACUGGGAAAAUAAUGUUUUCCGGAGAAUUAUUAACACAAGGGAUCUUGUUGCAGCUGAAGGUAUAUACCACCUUGACUGUUAUAAGCAUUUUGUAUUUGACACAUGAAUCAGGAGGACUAGUCGUUGGUCGUCCUUAUAAAAAAUAUGUGUUCAUUGCUACGGAACAAAUUCAAUGCUGUAUUGAACAAAAUAAAGAUUCUGAGAUUUCUUUGGAAAACUUAAUGGAGAUAGUUUCCGGGAAAAAACCGACAAUAGAGACGGUAAAGUCCAAACUUAAGGAAAUAUAUGGUGGCCAAAUAUUGAUUGGUGGAUCUUACUACGAUGCUAUUAUGCUUAAAUUAUCUGCAAUAUAUCACCCCCAAGAACCUCCACCUACAGAUACUUUCACCCAGUUUAUUUUUGAUAAUAAUGCCGACUUUAAUGUGGUCACUUUAGACGGCUUGAACACAUAUCACAGCAUGGGGGGUAUUUUAUGCAUUACACCUGCGGGAUCUGUACCAGUUGGAAAAGAAAUCAAGAAAUUAACAAAUGCUCCUACUACUACACAAACUGAAACGUUAUGA
Ceutorhynchus assimilis (cabbage seed weevil) is the source of this 567-nucleotide messenger RNA. The record is from the annotation of a GenBank genome assembly. Lineage: Eukaryota; Metazoa; Arthropoda; Insecta; Coleoptera; Curculionidae.